AUGAAAAUUCAAACAUACUCUACUGCGUUUCUUACCUUGCUCUCCGCAGUCGCUGCCAUUGAAAAACGCGUUUUGCACCAUAGACACGGUCUUUCCCAUAAUGACGCGCUCGAAUUAAACAACGUUGCAAUCGCUGCUAUCCAUGACCGGCAUCAAAAUAUCCCCUUCGACAACCUCGAUUCCGCAUCCGCUGAUCUAAAAUUCCACGCCAGACAUCCUGAAAUCCAACGUCUUCACAGCCACGCUACAGCACACAAACGUGCAGACCCAAACCUCAUAAACCGAAGCAGCAGUAACAGCAGUUCCUCUUCGUCCUCCGGCCAAUGUACUUUCCCCACUGAUGUCGGUCUUGUCUCCGUCACACCUGACUGUGAAAACGCCGGCUGGGCAAUGUCUCCCAACCAACCAUGCUUACCAGGCAACUAUUGCCCUUACGCGUGUCCUCCUGGUCAAGUCAUGGCUCAAUGGGACCCUGAAGCCACUUCUUACACUUACCCGGUAUCAAUGAAUGGCGGUCUUUACUGUAACGAAAAUGGUGAAAUCGAAAAACCUUUCCCAGAAAAACCCUACUGUGUCGAUGGUUCCGGCGCCGGCCUUGUCCAAAACUCUUGUGGAGGUAUCGUUUCCUUCUGCCAAACUGUUCUUCCGGGAAAUGAAGCUAUGCUAAUCCCCACUGAAGUCACCUCCGGCUCAACUGAAAUCAUUGCUGUCCCUGACCCAACCUAUUGGCUUAGCACCGCAGCACACUAUUACAUCAACGCUCCUGGUGUCACCGCCUCAACCGGUUGCAUUUGGGGUACCAACGCCAGUCCUGUUGGAAACUGGUCACCCUAUGUUGCCGGUGCAAACACAGAUGACAGUGGCAACACCUAUGUCAAACUUGGUUGGAACCCCGUUUAUCUUGAGACUACAACUCCCUUCCGCGAUGAGCUCCCAGACUUUGGUAUGCGUCUUGUUUGUGACGGUGACUGUGUUGGUCUUCCUUGUGAAAUUAACCCUGCCACCGGCGCUGUCAAUGAUGUCAACUCAACUUUGGCUGCCACCGGUUCCGGAGGUGCUAACUUUUGCGUCGGUACUGCUCAGCCCGGCUCCAAGCUUUAUAUUGAAGUUUUCGAAGUUAACGGUGUUAGUUCUUCUCCUUCAUCUUCUUCCGAAAGUUCGCAAAGUCAAGUUGCUUCGUCCUCCUCAUCUGUUGCUGCUUCUUCAACUGUUUCCUCUGAAGAAGUCUCUUCUUCUUCUACUACUACUACUACUACUACUUCCAGCUCAGAGGUUGUUUCGUCUUCUAUUGAAGAAACCACUCCUUCUUCCUCUUCUGUUGAGCCCACCUCUUCAUCUGUCGAACCAACCUCUUCUUCUGUCGAACCAACUUCUUCUUCAGUUGAGCCAACUUCUUCCACAGUUGAGCCAACUUCUUCAUCUGUAGAACCAACUUCCUCUUCUGUUGAACCCACCUCUUCUUCAAUUAUAGAAACCUCUUCAGAAGAAUAUUCCUCUACAGUUGAGCCUACCUCUAGCAGUAUUCCCAGCAGCAGCUCCGUCGAAUCUUCGACACCAAUCCCUGAGACAAGUACUGAGAUCCCAACUUCUAGUUCCGAGUCCAUCUCUACUACUUCCACUUCCACUUCCACUUCCACUUCCACUUCCACUUCCACUUCCACUUCCACUUCUACUUCUACUUCCACUUCUUCUAGCUCAACUCCUAGCUCAACUUCAACUUCAACUUCAACUUCCAGCGCCGUUACUUCUUCAUCAAAAAAGGCACAUUCCACUGUCGUUAUUUCUGCACUUGGAAAGCACGCUCAAUAUACUGGAUCUCUUUCUGUUGUUUCCGGUGUUUCAUCUUCUUCUUCGACUAAGGUUUCUUCGUCAACUAAAAUUUCGUCGUCAAUUGCUUCUUCCAACUCAUCAACUUUAUCGACUUAUAAGGUCUCCACUGUUUCUACACUUUUCACUUCAACUAGCAGAAAUGCACUCUAUAAUAUUGCAAACGCUACUGUGAGCUCUGUUUCAAUUGAGUCCCCAGCUUCCACCGUAGUCGCAUCUGCCUCUACAGAUUCCGGCUCAGAUGCUGGCUCUACUGAAGGAGCUAGUGCCGCUUCAGGCUCACCCUCUGCAACCACCACUGCAGCAAAAUCUUCUGCUAGCAAAAAUGUUGUUGUUCCUCUGAUUCUGGGGCUGAUAGUUGCUUUCAUGACUGCUUUCAUGAUUUAA
Molecule: messenger RNA, 2214 nt
Organism: Magnusiomyces paraingens
Lineage: Eukaryota; Fungi; Ascomycota; Dipodascomycetes; Dipodascales; Dipodascaceae
Exons: 1
Coding region: 1-2214 (737 amino acids)
Source: RefSeq, a predicted model, not a curated record